This is a messenger RNA of Cannabis sativa, 1871 nucleotides long. Its product is annotated as immune-associated nucleotide-binding protein 9-like. The coding region runs from base 158 to 1114 and encodes 318 amino acids. The record is from RefSeq and is a predicted model, not a curated record. Lineage: Eukaryota; Viridiplantae; Streptophyta; Magnoliopsida; Rosales; Cannabaceae. Gene Ontology annotation, molecular function: GTP binding. The transcript is spliced from 5 exons.
UAGAGAUUCUACUGUAUAUAUAUUAUAAAAUGCAAACUGAAAUAUCAUCUCUCUCCCACUCUGACUUCUCCUCUCCUCUCUUACUUGCUUUGGCAAGUAUCAUAUAUCUUCACCUCUGUUCAUAAAUUUCUCUCUAUAUAUAAUCUGAUUGUGUAGGAUGGGUGGAUAUGCUUGUGAAUAUAGUGAUCGAGAAAAUGCCUCCAUAUGCAAUGAAAAUAAGGCUCUUACUAUUGUAUUAGUGGGGAAAACAGGCAAUGGCAAAAGUGCCACAGGCAAUACCAUUCUUGGUAGAAAGGCCUUCAACUCGAAAACAAGUUCCUCUGGUGUUACAGCCACUUGUGAAUUGCACCACACUCUACGCACAGAUGGCCAACUCAUCAAUGUCAUUGACACUCCUGGACUAUUUGAUUUUUCAGAUGGGAAAUCAUCAAGGGAAAUUGCUAAGUGUAUUGAUUUGGCUAAGGAUGGAAUUCAUGCUGUGGUGUUAGUUUUGUCUGUUAGGAACCGUUUCACAAAGGAAGAGGAGUCUGUUUUUCAUAGUUUGCAAACUCUUUUUGGUACCAAAAUAGUUGAUUACAUGAUUAUUGUAUUUACUGGUGGAGAUGACUUUGAAGACGAUGUGACUUUUGAAUUUGAGCAUUACUUAGGCCGUGAAUGUCCUCAUCCCCUGAAGGUUAUGGUCGGAAGAUGUGAAAAUCGAGUGUUGCUCUUUGAUAAUAAGACUCGUGAUAAAAUAAAGAAGGCUGACCAAGUUGAACAGCUUCUGUCUCUUGUAAACAAUGUGGUGGAGAAAAAUGGUGGUCGUCCAUAUACUAAUGAUUUAUUCUCUGAGCUAAAGUAUUUACAGGAAGGGGCUAUGAAAAUUCAUGAUCGGGAAGAUUUGCUAUUAUUUGAUCAAGAAGGGCCUAUGAAGAAAAUUGUUGAAAUGAUUGAGGCGAGGUUAAAAGAGACAGUUCAAAUUCUUGAAAAACAAUUGGAGAAAGAGAAAAAAGCCAGACAAAAGGCAGGAAAGAGGGCUUUGCAAGAACAAAAGAUAUUAGAAGAGAGAAUUCUCAAUCUUAGAAGGGAUCUCGAGGAAGCAGGCAAUAACAAGUCCAACUGUGUCAUUCUUUGAAGUAUGAACUGUGACCACCUAAACACAAGAUCUUCUACCUUUUCCAUUAAGAUUCUCAACUCUAUUUUUUUUUUUGCAUUUAGAUCCUCAACUCUGUUUUUUGUUUUUGCAUUUAAUUUGUUAUCUUCCAAACAUAUUGCAGUCGUUAUAUUUACAUUUGGUAACUAAAAAUUGUUAUUUGAUAUUUAAAGUUGCUUUAUAAUAUUGUAUAAUUAUUUUUUAUAUUAUUUAUUAAAUUAAAAUAGAUAGGACACGAUAUUAAAAUGCAUCAAUAACACUAUAUCACGUUUUGUGGUAUAACCCUUAACUGGUGUUUGGUUGUGAUGGAAUGGUGAUUGUAAUAUGCUAUUAGUAAUAUAAUGGUACACUACAAAAAACUGUUACUUUUAGUGACAAUUUUUUAAUACAACAUAAUUUUUUUGUAAUUAAAUGUGAUUUUUAGUCAUAAUAAAAUGUUAAUUAAAACAUACUAUUUAGAUACAAGUUGUCACUAAUUUAGUUUUAGUCACAACAAGUAUUGUGACUAAAAAUACAUUUAACCAUAGAUCUUUUAGUCACAAUAUAGGAAUAAUAAUUUGUAAUUACUCACAAUUUUUUCACUUUUAAAGUAAGAAUUUUUUGUAGCGGUAAUUGAUUGCUAUGUCUAGUUUGUUAUUAGAAUGAAUAUUGGAAUAGAUAGUAAUUUGACAAAAUUAUCUUUACUUUAGUAAGAAAAAGUAUAAAAUGAGACUAAGAUCAUUUUAAGUAAUUUGUAACG